GAGGGGCUUAAGAGAGAAGCAAGAAACAAAAUAACGUAAAACAGAAUGGGAUUUCUAUGGACGAUUGCAGAACUCUUGGUAGCCUUAGUUUUCAUUAUAGCUUCGUUCUUGCUUACUGCAGUCGUAUCUGAAGCUUAUAGAAGAAGACACAACAACACGCAUGUUGAUGCUCCUGCUUUCUUCGAGGAUCCGAAUUCCUUGAAACAGGUUCCAUGUCCCCAUAUCCAUGAUCCUGCCGAGAAAUAUAUAUCUUUGGUUAUUCCUGCGUUUAAUGAAGAGCAUAGGCUUCCGGGAGCUCUUGAUGAAACCAUCAAUUAUCUUCAAGAGCGCGCCGCAAAGGAUAAGUCAUUUACUUAUGAGGUGGUGAUUGUUGAUGAUGGAAGUGCUGAUGCGACAAAACGAGUAGCUUUUGACUUCGUAAAGAAAUACACAGUGGAUAAUGUAAGGGUUAUCCUUCUUGGUAGAAACCAUGGCAAAGGAGAAGCUAUUAGAAAAGGCAUGCUUCAUUCACGUGGUGAACUACUUCUAAUGCUGGAUGCCGAUGGGGCAACCAAGGUUACUGACUUGGAGAAACUAGAAAAUCAGAUCCAUGCAGUUGCUAGAAAGGAGUUCCGUUUAGGAGAGUCAACAUCUAGCGAUUCAAGUUUUAGAAUAUCUGAUAUCCCACUUGCUGCCUUUGGUUCCCGUGCUCACCUUGAGGAGAAGGCUUUGGCUACAAGGAAAUGGUACCGCAAUUUUCUUAUGAAAGGCUUUCAUCUUGUGGUUCUCCUGACUGCUGGUUCUGGAAUUCGUGACACACAGUGUGGUUUUAAGAUGUUUACUAGGGCCGCUGCCCGGAAGCUUUUCACAAACAUCCGGUUGAAGAGAUGGUGCUUCGAUGUUGAGUUGGUUUUCCUAUGCAAAUGGUUUGGUAUCCGUGUGAUUGAGAUUUCUGUAAACUGGACUGAAAUCCCAGGAUCCAAGGUGAACCCAUUAAGCAUUCCCAACAUGCUCUGGGAGCUAGCGCUCAUGUCCAUGGGAUAUAGGACUAGAAUGUGGAAAAUUUGCAGCUGAGACUUUUCAUUUGGAGUUUAUUUAUGAGAACUGUUGCGAUCUUCCUGGCAUUUUUGCUCUCGAGUUAUUCUGACACUUGAUUAGGCAACGUUAGGGCAUACAAACUACGGAAUACACCAUUACAAUGAACGCCAUUUCUAACCCUGCGGUUUCUGUUGGCAGUACUGUUUGAGGAGCACAUUUUUCGAUUCGUC
Molecule: messenger RNA, 1247 nt
Organism: Populus trichocarpa (black cottonwood)
Lineage: Eukaryota; Viridiplantae; Streptophyta; Magnoliopsida; Malpighiales; Salicaceae
Exons: 10
Coding region: 46-1053 (335 amino acids)
Cellular component (GO): endoplasmic reticulum membrane
Source: RefSeq, a predicted model, not a curated record